UCGCUUCUCAUCACCUGCUAACAGAAGCACAGGCCUUCCUGCAAAUAUGAUUUGCACUUUCCUGCGAGCUGUGCAGUGCACAGAAAAGCUGCACAGGGCCUCCGGGAAGAGACUUCUUUUGUCCCAUUUUGUGUUUAGCAAAGCCUGCUUCAAAACUGAGCCCAAUUUGACAUGGGGGCGGCGGCAGCAGAAGAAAGCGCACAGACCUUGGGAUCUCCUAGGGGUCACCCAGAAAACCAUCUGGACUCAGGGACUGAACGUCCGGAGAGCAGAGCAGAAGCAAGUGUCUGUGCCUAGAAGUCAGAGCGGGGAAACCACUAUACCCACAGCGCAAAAAGUGAAAGAAGCAGGAAGAGAUUUUACCUACUUGAUAGUGGUGCUUAUUGGAAUCAGCAUUACAGGUGGCUUGUUUUAUGUGGUAUUUAAGGAACUUUUUUCUUCAUCCAGUCCUAAUAAGAUCUAUGGAAAAGCCUUAGAUAGAUGCAGAUUACAUCCUGAGGUGGUCAGCGUGUUCGGGGAACCUCUGAAAGGCUACGGGGAGAUGACAAGACAUGGGCGUAGGCAGCAUGUCAGUUUUCUGGAGUACACUAAGGAUGGCCUGAAGCACAUGCGCAUCAAGUUCUAUAUUAACGGGUCUGAGCCCGGGAAGCAGGGGACAGUUCACCUGGAAGUGAGAGAGAAUCCAGAGAAUGGGGAGUAUGAAUUUCGCUACAUAUUUGUAGAACUUGACUCCUAUCCGGGCAGAACCAUCGUCAUCGAAGAUAACCGGUCCUGAGCUCAGGAGAGGAUCAGCCUCCAGCAGUGGGGUCUCUCUCUGCCUGGGGUGGUUUGCAAUAACUGGGUAGGGGUGCACAAUCCAUGAGCCUGUACACAGCUGCCUUGGGGUAUUUGGCCCCAUUGAGUGAGUGGAGACAAGAAGCCAUCAAGUCACCCUCAAAAGCAAGCUCUGUUCCCCACUCGCGACGCCACGCCUGCUCUUCUCACAUCAGCCUUUCUCUGCCAAAGUUCGGGUGGUAAAACCUUUAACCAUCUUAAGUUAACUUAGAAUUCAGUAUUUUUUACAUACUGUAUAGCUAUAAGAGUUUGUGAAAUAAAACUAAGAAAAAGA
Suncus etruscus (white-toothed pygmy shrew) is the source of this 1108-nucleotide messenger RNA. RefSeq names its product translocase of inner mitochondrial membrane 21 (gene TIMM21). Bases 47 to 775 code for a protein of 242 amino acids. The record is from RefSeq and is a predicted model, not a curated record. Gene Ontology annotation, biological process: protein import into mitochondrial matrix. NCBI's taxonomy places the organism in Eukaryota, Metazoa, Chordata, Mammalia, Eulipotyphla, Soricidae. Gene Ontology annotation, cellular component: TIM23 mitochondrial import inner membrane translocase complex. The transcript has 6 exons.